Orbicella faveolata is the source of this 1445-nucleotide messenger RNA. RefSeq names its product hexosaminidase D-like. Gene Ontology annotation, biological process: carbohydrate metabolic process. Gene Ontology annotation, molecular function: hexosaminidase activity. The record is from RefSeq and is a predicted model, not a curated record. NCBI's taxonomy places the organism in Eukaryota, Metazoa, Cnidaria, Anthozoa, Scleractinia, Merulinidae.
AAUUAUUAUUAUUUCCGAAGCUAAGCUAACAAUUUUCGGAUUUCCGGAAACUUUCCAAGGAAAUAUUCGUACCAUGUUCCCCCGUUUCGAAAGUUCCGAAAUAUUUGUAAGAUUGUCCACUUUUUCCGGAAAUUCCAUUUGUCACUUGGAAUUUCAAGAAAUUCAAACAAGAAGUUUUGGCCGAAUGGAAAGCGCCCCUAGUUACGUUUUGAUUUUUGUUCUGCGCCUGAUUGGUCGGGAAAGAGGCGUACAGUGUUUGUUACCAUUGGUCAGACCAGGAGCAGGUGCAAUUUGAACCAAUGACUGAACUUUGGAAAACAAACAAAGAAAUGAAGAUUAAUAACGCAUGCAGGAAUUGCCUUCCACUCCUUUAUCGUAAGCCGAUCAUCCCCUAAAAUGGAGUUAUACUCACAUUAUUCGUUUUCUGAUUAUCUCAGAUUUAGUGGCCACAAGCUUGUUCACCUUGAUCUCGGAGGAGCACCUCCAAAGAUCACUUACUUACUACAGUUACUGCCGUACUUUGUUCACUGGGGUGCCACAGGACUCCUUAUCGAGUAUGCUGAUACGUUCCCGUAUUGUGGAGAGCUCCAGGUGAUUCAAGGACCUGACGCGUACAGCCAAGAGGAGAUUGCCUUUCUGGUUAGGGAAGCUCAGUAUCAUAACCUUACAGUAAUACCACUUGUGCAGACAUUCGGCCAUCUUGAGUUUGUCUUGAAGCACAAUAAGUUCGCACAUCUUCGUGAAACAACAAAAUACACCAACUCCGUUUGUCCAAAGAAUCCAGAGUCAAUGAUAUUAGUUAAAGAGAUGAUCGACCAAGUAGCACAGUUACAUCCUGGGAUUAAAUGGUUUCAUGUCGGAGCUGACGAGGUGUGGAAUUUGAAGACUUGUCGGACAUGCACCGAGGAUCAACGAAACAAAAGCAUGAUAUUCUUGGAACACAUGAUUCCUGUUCUCCACCAUGUUCGCAGUAAGGGCGUCACUCCCAUAAUGUGGGAUGACAUGAUGAGGGAAUGGACCAUAGACUUUCUCAAGGAGGUCGGAAAGUUGGCGGAGCCGAUGAUUUGGUAUUACAGGACCGACCUGAGAAGACAUUUUCCUAGAGAAAUGUAUCAAAGAUAUUUUGAAGCGUUCCCUAAGGUAUGGACUGCCAGUGCGUUUAAAGUUUAUCUAUCCUCAGGCGCCACUGGACCAAGUUCUGAUUUUGUGACGAUAUCUAAACACGUUUCAAAUAAUCUACAGUGGGUGGAGAUUAUGUCCAAGAUCCCCGAGAGAAGUCAAGUACUAGGUAUUGCGCUAACAGGAUGGAGUAGAUAUGAUCACUAUGGCACUCUGUGUGAGUUAUUACCAGCGGGAAUUCCCUCACUUGUAUUCUGUUUAAAGGCUAUUGAUGAAGGUUAGUUUGCCCCCAUAUCCGUACAUCAUUCAAAACUUCUUUUCACAUC